This is a messenger RNA of Cydia pomonella (codling moth), 2847 nucleotides long. Its product is annotated as all trans-polyprenyl-diphosphate synthase PDSS2-like. Gene Ontology annotation, biological process: isoprenoid biosynthetic process; ubiquinone biosynthetic process. NCBI's taxonomy places the organism in Eukaryota, Metazoa, Arthropoda, Insecta, Lepidoptera, Tortricidae. Gene Ontology annotation, molecular function: prenyltransferase activity. Bases 442 to 1650 code for a protein of 402 amino acids. The transcript has 2 exons. The record is from RefSeq and is a predicted model, not a curated record. Gene Ontology annotation, cellular component: mitochondrion; transferase complex.
CUUUAUUAUUAAAUAAAACGGAAGAUAUAUCUAUUAAUGAUAUCUACAGUUUGGCCCAGGACUGUCUCAUUUCAAAGGAUUAUCGUCCCAUAAAAAAAAAACCAUUAGAAAUUUCAAUAGAAAAACAAAAUAUCGCGCCUUUUUCUACUGACAAAGUUGUUUGACCUACUAUAAAAAAUUAUUUAGCAAUUUAUAUUUUCCGCUUUAAACAAACCAUUAAACCAUUUUAAUCGAACCGAAUAAAAACAAGUUUAUAAAUUCUGAACGAACCCAACACAAUCCGAAGUAAGUUUCCGAACGUAGCAAGGAAAUGUCAAAAUAAAUGUGACAUAACCAUUAACCACAACGGCGGAUCGCACUUAUCGCACAGUGUCGUAAUAAUUUUUGAAAAAUACCUAAUAAUUUAAAUGUGAAAGUGCCACAAACCCCCAUAUAACAAAAAUGUCUUACGCAUUAAUCCGCCACUUGCGCCGAACAGCGUUAAUAUCACAUCAAAUUCGCCUAGAAUCCACCAUGACCAACGUAACUCAGGAAGACUUUUUGAUUCGACCUCCGUUCGCACAAUGGACCAAAGUUAUAAGAGAAGCAGAAAAAAUAGUUGGAUAUCCGACCUCUUUCAUGAACCUGAGAUGGUUAUUGAGCGACGAAUUCGCUAAUAUGGCUAUGCAUUUGCGCAAAGUAGUUGGCAGCAAUCACCCAAUCAUACAAACAGCUAAAACAGUCCUCUACAACGAGCACAAUAAUCUCCAACCAUGGGGUCUGGUCAUCCUACUACUCUCCAAAGCUAUCAGGCCUCCACAAUCAAACUCCAUGCUCCAUACCUCGUCAGAGCAACAGCGGACACUUGCAGAGCUCACAGAAAUGAUCCGUACUGGACAUUACGUCCAUCGAGGCUUACUAAACAUAGAAUUUGACAAGCGAGGCAAAAAUACCGAAACAUCCAUGUUUGCCAACAAAAUAGCACUAUUAAUUGGUGACUAUUUACUUGUGACAGCUAACGGUAUGCUAGCGCGAUUAAAAAACCAGGAUUUAUCGUAUCUUAUAUCAACUGCGCUAAGAGAUAUCAGUGAAGGAGAGUUCUACGGUGAACGGGAUAAACAGAACAUGCCGUUGCCAGGAAAACCAAACCAAGUAGGAGCAGAUGAGUUUGAAAUCUGUGCCGACACAUUACCUCUAGCUACGAAAGAUGUUUCAGGAUCACCAAUUAAAGAGUGGACUUUACGGACUAUGUAUAAUGGUGGAUCUUUAUUUGGUAGAGGUUGUCAAGGAGCACUGCUGCUAGGAGGCCAGGACUUAACCGAGCAAGAGAAAGCUUAUCAAUUUGGUUGCCACUUAUGUUUAGCCUGGCAAUCCGCUAGCGAGUUACAAAAGUUCACAUCCGAAAAUAAGGAGUCAUUCUCUUUAGCAAGUGCACCUGUGUUAUUCGGUUUAAAUGAAAAGCCAGAUUUAUAUAAAAUCAUAGAUAAUUCCAAAGACAAUGUAGCGGAUGUAGACUUCCUAUAUUUGAAGGAGGAAGUGUUAAAGACAGACGCAUUGGAAAGGACUAGAUUACUUCAUAUAGAAAAUGCUAGGAAAGCUGAGUAUUUUGCUGACAUGUUUGGUGAUAAUGAGUCAGUGCUUACAAUUAAAAGGUUAAUAAAAAAUCUAUAACUAUGAAAUAAUUAUGUAUGUGGGAAUCUUGUGUGCUUAGUAUACGGUAUACAUUUCUAUAAUGAGUUAUGUAGUAUGCACAAAAUGGUACAAAAUUAUGUUUUAUUGAUUUAAUAUGUGCUAUGCCUGUUAAUUGUUUUGUUUACAUUGUACAAAACCUCGAAACUAAUAUAGAACGUUAAAGAUUUAUGCGUUAGGCUGUCAUUCCAUUGAGGUCGAGAUAAGGUGAGAGGAAUCAACCGAAAGCAUCGGUUGUUUUACACAUCUCUUCUCUGCUAAUGGUUGAUUCCUCUCAUCACCGGUCGUCUCCGCCUCAGUGGAUAAGCAGCCUUAAGUGUAGUAUCAUAGGGUCCACAGUCUACUCAUACUACUCGUUCAAAUGUUGCUAAUUAAAUGUUAUUCCGUUUGUGUUUCGUUGGUGUUAGUAAUGUUUGAUUUUUUAAAUUAUAGUAGUGGCUCUGUAAGCAGUAGACCUCGCGAUAGCUUUAUAAAAAAUAAGGUCAAAAACUUACAAUAGUUUUAAGCUCCAUAGACCCUAAUGGCGCUUAAGUCAUUUGUUUUGGAAAAACCUAAACUACAAAAAAUCUAUGUACAGUCGCCAUCAGAUAUAUUGGAGCGGCUAAGGUGCUCAAAAAUAUCUGAACACGCACUCUAGCGCUUUGACAACAGAGGCGUGUUCAGAUAUUUGUGAGCGCCUUGGCUGCUCCGAUAAUGGCGACUGUAAUUAUCACUGACAAUGCGACCUGUGGAGGAGAUCAUCCGGACAUACAAAAGCAUUUUUACCCAAGCUGAAAUGGAGACCUCUGCUAAUGCUCGGUCAAUAAAUACCUACUAUUUUGUAGUUUUGGGUACUAAAACAUAAAGGGUCUAUUUCAUCUCAAAAGUACCAUAUCAAGACUCUAAUUUCGUGUAGGGAGUUAUGUUGAAGUACAAAUUUCUAGUAUAAUUAUUAGCAUUUUAGUGUUAUUUUAAUGUUAAAUUUUGUUCGGGAUGUUCUAACAGCAACCCUCUUAUUGGUGAACCUUGUGUUCUUGCAAUAAAGUUCAAUUUCAGUUAAUAGGACGAAGGUGUCAAGUAUAGUUCGUUCGCCUUAAGAAUGCAGUAAACCAAUAACCAAUCAAAUCGUUAUAAAAAUAAAAUACCACAGUGACCAAUAGAAGGCAUAAUUCAAAAUUCAAAAAUUUAUUCUGCAAGUAG